Molecule: messenger RNA, 3633 nt
Organism: Fusarium odoratissimum NRRL 54006
Lineage: Eukaryota; Fungi; Ascomycota; Sordariomycetes; Hypocreales; Nectriaceae
Exons: 4
Coding region: 333-1814 (493 amino acids)
Molecular function (GO): protein binding
Source: RefSeq, a predicted model, not a curated record
CGAAAGAGAGCCUGGAGCCCCUCCUCCAGCUUAGCCCAGUCAAGCCAAGCCUGCCUUAUUAACCUCCACCACCCAGGGUUAGUUUAGAGGCGACACCAUCUAAACCUCACCUCGUCUCUUGUCUUGUUCCCGCCUCUUGUAUUUUACACUCUUCAUGACUGCGGCCCUUCUCGUUCAGUGACGGACUUCCGUCUUCAACCACUCCUUCUCCCUCACCACGCGACAAUUUAUUCAUCCUUUGCCUACCUUAUCUGCGACCUCUCCAUUUGCGACAUCUCCCCGCCUCGACCGCUACAUACAAUAUCUUUACCUACCUAUACCGUAUCUCGAACAUGACGGGCCCUGCCUCUCCUCAGGCCGAAGGCCCCACGUUUGCUCCUCCCCCGCUGCCCGCGGGCUGGAUUGCUCAAUGGGAUGGCACAAGCAAGAAAUAUUAUUAUGUACAACUGUCGACCGGUGUUUCGCAGUGGGAGGUUCCUACUGAACCAGCCAAAACGGGAAAUACUCCAGCUCCCCAGGGCGAACAUCCUUACGGCGCUCCCAAACGUUCGGAACUCAUCACGCAUCCUGAUGGAUCGCAAACUGUGCGCCAUGCAGAUGGUACCAUGGAACCAAUUAUGCCGGACGGCACCCGAGGUGUAGAUGGUCCCUCUGGUGAACGGGGUCUUGGAAGCAUGGCUAUGAACGCUUUGCUCGGCGGAAAGAACUCUGGUCAUGGUGGUAGCAGCAGCGGUGGCCACAGCUCCAGUCCAUUGGGCAAUCUCGGCGGUCUUGCAAACCAGUUCCUCGGCGGCAGCCAUGGUGGUAGUGGCGGCAGCAAUGGAGGAAACAAGCCCUCGGGCGCAGGAAAGCUCGUUGGGCAACUGGCGUCGAGCUUUAUGCACUCGGCUAGUCAGGAGAAGCCUCCUGCCCCCCAAAAUUACCAUGGUAAUUCCAACCAGAGCUCAAGCCAUCAUCAGGGAGGCCUCGCCGGGCAGCUUAUGGGUGGUGUUGCAACUAUGUUUGGCGGCAAACACGGCAGCAGUGGACAAAACUCCAACUUUGGCUAUAGUUCUGGGCAACAGCCGCAGCAGCAGCAGGGAGGUGGUGGAACGUACUCUGGCGAGGCACCAACCUACAACCCUACGGGCUCAGCUCCCCCGGUCGCUUCAGCGCCCCCCGCGGCCGGUGUGCAUUCCUAUGGCUCUCCAUCCCCGAACCAGCAUCAACAGCAUGGCUCGAACCAACAGUACGGUUCUCAACACCAACCUAGUCAGAAUCAGACAUACGGAUCGCAGCAGCAGCCAGGUUCUCAUCAGCCUUUCAACUCGCAUCAGCAACAGCCCGGUCAGAAUGGCCCUUAUGGAAGUCAUCAGCAGCAGCCUGGCUCGAACCAGCAGUACGGAGGCAACUCUUCUUUCGGUGGGAGCCCUCAUGGUUCUUCGAACAACUCGUUCCCUCCUCCUCCCCCAGGAGGCCCUCCCCAGCAUGGACAAAAUGCACAACAGGGACAACAAUACUUUCCUCCACCCCCUGGACAACAGCCACAUCAACCGUCUUCUGGUACAGGCUUUCCAGAUGUUCAAGCGCACGGCGGCCACUUUGGCGGCCCGCCUGAUCAACAUGCUCAGCAGUCACAGGGCUAUAGUGCACCACCGCCAAGCUCAGGCAAUCAGAACUUUCCUCCUCCACCUGGAGCCCCUCCCGGAGGAUAUAACCCUUCCUAUAACGCAGGCCAGGGGAACCAGCAGUCUUACGGUGGCCAGUCGCAAUUCAACAGUGGCGCUCCUCCUGUGCCUCAUGGUUCCCACCCUCAGUAUGGAGGAGCUUACUGAGAGACUGCAAUGAACCUGUACGGAACAACCGCAGUAUUUAUGCCACUCUUUUGAGUUAUCGACCACCUGAAUCGUUUUGGUACGAGACCGCAAGAAUAUCCCAAGCCGAAGAAAUUUACAGCUCUCCUGUCACAUCCGACACUUGGAUGCUCGAUAUGAAAGUGUUUUUCGAUGAAGAUGUGUGUCGAAACGAGUAUAGAUAUCGAAGCUCUUGAGAGGGCCAGGGAGAGUGACAUGAAGUUGGAGAAGUUACGAGCAAUAUGAUUAACGUAGAUAGUAGAACGCAUUCCACCAAGCCCCUUUUUUAGCAUCUAGAGUCGAGAGCCCGAUGGUGCCAACACCCCGUUAAUUCUGUUUUUUGUUUGCGCCAUCGGUUGUGACUGCAAUUGUCUGUAACUUAGAGGCGAUAGAUCUGGACACAAACCAAGCCACCGCGCCGACAAGAACAAGAUAGCCAGCUGCUGAGACUAGAGAACGGGGGACGAUACCAUAAAGAUAGGGGUCGAGGAUGAGAUCUACGUGUACAGGUGAGGGAUCCUUCAUAAGAGCCGCGUCGUCCGUAAAGUAGUCAGCAGAUGCCUUGAUCUGUAGCAGAAGAAUGGAAGCCUCGCGCUCCCUGCCUUCAGUUUGAGUUGACUCUUCUGUCAGCCUAGCUUCUUGAUCUUGGCGAGAAAAUGAGUAGCUGGCAAGUGACUGAAUCAGCUCUGGUGUCUGCCACACGGUGUCCAGCUCGUAUACACCCAAGUCAAACCCAGUUGGUUGCUGGCGGCGCACACGAAUUAGCUUGCUUUCUCUACGUAAAUCUCGCGUUGACUUACGACCGCAGCCCAACAUACACGAAACUCAUACCGCUGGCCUUGGUUUAGUUUAUCAAGAAGCACCCAUGUUGCAACGCCGGAAGCGUAAUCCUUUGGCUCAGAGGGAAAGCUGCGGCUGAUAUGAGUUCGAAUACUUGGGGCGUCUGGUGUAAGGAUCGGUAGUCUGAGAUCACCCAGCGAAGGCUUCUGUUGGGGAAUAGGGAGUGAUGCAGGAGCUGUGAAUAUUGUCUUUUCAACAUUGGCGAUGGCCGUGCUAAGAAGAAACAACAGGCCGCCCAGAGCAUAUAUGGUUUGAGCCCUCCCGAGAGACAGCAUAUUGGUAAUUGAGAGACCUGUGUUUGCCCUCCAACUGUUGUCCUUGCAAUGUGUAAGGACUGUUUUCAGGUUGGUACUAACAUGUUAAGCUAGGUAGGAACAAAAGCGUCACGUGUGUGAUAUUGACCAGCUGCCCCACCAGUCAGCCAUAUCUAACAACUCAAUGUUACAGUUUGACUAUUAUAGACUUACGAUUUCCCCAUCUUCAGUGUGAAAUGGCAAUAUUCACAUAUUAAUCUGCCAUGGCACGAUCUGUCAUUCUAAUACAUUCGCAAGUUCGUAUUGGUACAUAGAGGGAAAAUGAUGUUGAAUUGUGGCCACCAUAAUGAAGAUCAUCGACCGAGCUCGAGCCUGGUGGUGAUAACGAACGGCAGUUGCGAGUUUCUCAAGUGACACCUGCGUAUGUAUCACGACAACCGGCCUACAUAGGUAUCUAGUACCUAGGUAGCUAGAUGCUUGUGAACACAAUGGAAUUGCCCCUUAUUAACCAUGUCUUGUAGGAACUACUAUACCUAAGCUGCUGGUACGGAGUACAAGGCGAACGAUAAGGUAACGAGAAGGGAGUUGUGGUUCUGGGUACGUACCGUAGAUAUCAACAAGGAUGUAAACAAAUGAACAUGGUGCCUGACCAGGAUGGCUACUGCAACUAUCUUCCAGUGAAGAAAUAGAAUACUGUGAAAGGACAG